AAAAAAUUUUGGAAAUUAAUUACCGAUGGCAUGGUAUCCAAAGAGUACAAUUUAAGUACUAACCAAUGUAUUUCAAACAUGGAUUACCUUAAAAGGGCUUACAAGAAAAUUAAAGAUCAUAAUGCUCAGAGCGGAAAUGAUAAAAAAACGUGUUCUUAUUAUGACGAGCUUGAUGAACUAUUUCAAAAGAAGCCGUGGAUUACGCCACUGUCUGUGGUUGGAUCCAAUAUGCCAUUAGGCAAUUUAGAUACUAACAAUUCAUCAGCAACAAACUUGAAGCGUCCAAAAUCAGCGCUAGAAGCGCUGAAAGUACAGUAUCUGGAGCAAUCGUUGGAAUUAAAGCGAUUGAAACGAGAUGACACAGAAAAUUAUAGAGACAAAAAAUUAGCAGUUAUGCAAGAUUUAGUAAAAGUUCUUAAAAAAUAAGAUAUAUUAUAAUAGACAUACUUCUUACUUCAGUAUUGUUGGACAAUAAGUUAGCUUUUGUGUAUUGGAAGCGAUCACUUGUUCAAUAACAGGCUUUCGUACACAUGCUUAUUAUCUACUUGCAAUAUCAUUGAUAACUGAAGAUAACAGUUUGUGAUAUUAUGAGAUUAGUCACAAUAUUAUUAGUUAUAUGUAAUAUUUAAGUGUCUCCAAUGUUGUCAUUUAAAUAUUUAUUGAAAAAUAAAGUAUCGGAGAUCAGUGUGAUAACUAUCGUAAAGGGAUAAAACUGUUUACGUGGUACUAAAUAUUUAGUUAUAAUAUUUCAAUGUUAUAAUUAAAUCUUAAUAAUGAUAUAGUAAAUAUAAUAGAACAGACAGAAUGUACAGUUUUACCCCUGCCCAAAGGUGUCCUAUUCUCUCUAUAUUCAAAGGAACGAUUAGCUUAUUAGCUUUUGACUGAUUAAUUAGUUAAAGAGUACGUACUCAUGUUUAGCAUAUAGAAGUAUAUAACUAUACGUUAAAAUUAAAAAACAAUGUUAUGUGAAACUGAAGUUAACGUAAUGUUCAAACUUACUAUAUAUUGUA
Molecule: messenger RNA, 1010 nt
Organism: Nasonia vitripennis (jewel wasp)
Lineage: Eukaryota; Metazoa; Arthropoda; Insecta; Hymenoptera; Pteromalidae
Product: trihelix transcription factor GTL1-like
Exons: 3
Coding region: 31-426 (131 amino acids)
Source: RefSeq, a predicted model, not a curated record